Colius striatus (speckled mousebird) is the source of this 3135-nucleotide messenger RNA. It is a transcript of the gene LTO1, whose product is annotated as LTO1 maturation factor of ABCE1. NCBI's taxonomy places the organism in Eukaryota, Metazoa, Chordata, Aves, Coliiformes, Coliidae. The transcript has 5 exons. The record is from RefSeq and is a predicted model, not a curated record. Bases 23 to 445 code for a protein of 140 amino acids.
GCGGCCGCGGGUUGGCGGCGCGAUGGCGGCCGCGUCUGCCGGCUGUGAUAUGUUUGAUGAGAUCGUGAUGGCCGAGGAGAGGUUUCACGGUGAGGGGUAUCAAGAGGGGUAUGCUGAGGGCAGUCACGCCGGGGCUGUGGAGGGCAGGAGGUACGGAUCGCUGCACGGCGCCAAGGUUGGGUCUGAGAUUGGCUGCUACCUUGGGUUUGCACUGACAUGGCGGUGUCUGCUUCAGAAAUGCACAGAUGAGAAGAACAGCAAAAAGAUAAAGGCUCUGGAUUUAUUAGUAAGGAUGAUUCAGAAGUUCCCAUAUGAAGACCCCACUUACGAUAAGUUGCAAGAAGACCUGGAAAAAAUCAGAGGCAAAUUUAAACAGGUUUGUUCAGUGCUAAAUGUUCAGUCUGAUUUUAGAAUCAGUACUGAAAGAUCUUCACUGACAUUUUGAAUGUAGCAGAUGAAGAUAAAUGUGGAUGACCAAAGAAGAAACAUUAAGAGAACAGAUAACUGGAAAAGUGUUUUAUCGACUCUUAUUUUAUACAAUAUCAAAACAGUGAAGAGGUGCUAAAUACUAAAGAGGAAAAGAAAACCGUUGAUAUUAAAGGGAAACCCAUUGAACUUGCAGUAGUACUUCUCACAUGUCAUUUAACAUGUAUUGUCUCCAGGUUUUAUUUAGGAUUGCUGAAACACUACUGGUAAACCCAUUCAAUAGAAAUAUUUGCUUUAAUUCCUCACUGGCUUUGCACCGAUGGAUUGAUUCUUAAAAAGGAAAACAGAGACAUUUGCAGAAUUUCCUUAUUUGAAGGGUCUAUGGUGCUUAAAAAUCUGUGUAUGCAGAUCAUUCAGUUUACACAAUGUGUAGAUGUUACAGGUGAAGUAAAAUAUAAUCAGUCCCCUGCAGACUUUGCAGUGGGAAACACUUUUGUGUGUUAAGAGUAGAAUGACAAGUGAAAUCUGAAUGAGAAGAAAGAUUAAGAUACCUUUUAUGAAGUCGCAGCAGCUCAGAAUAGGAAACACACACUUUCCUUUUCAGACUGAUGCAGCAUGUGUGUGGGAGGGGAACCCUACCAAACCUCCAAAAAGCCAGCAAUUUCAGUGAUCAAUGAGAGAAAUGUGACUACCAGAAGAGUUGUAACACUGACACUAGUAUUUGUUAGGACCUUUUAUUUUCCAGUCUUGAAAAUAGAUUUCUUAGCCUCAUUCAGAAAAAAGGAUGCUGUCAGCUAAAUGUAUUCAACUGGGUUAGUUUAAGAGAAAUACAGUCAGUUAUCUUACCUGGAAAAUGGUUCAGAUAUCUUUGCAUACCAUAUGCAAAACAGUUGUAUAAUGAAUACAUACUUCCUUGAGUUGUAAUGUGUGUGUGUGUCUGGCCAAGUCCACAUGGCAUAGUGGAGCUUCAUAAAGACAGAUCUGCCUACCCUGGGUAUCAGAAGCUGGGAAGUAUCCAGGUGAAGUUGAAGGACAGAUUUUCAUGUGGCCAUAUCCUUGAACAGCAGCACUUUGUGCCAUUUAAACCAUGUGCAUAUGUAUUAAAUACAUAGAGAUGACUUUUUAAAAAUGAUGAUUUAAACAAUAGAUCAUAUAAAAAUGUAUUUUACAAUGAAUUUUUACUUGUUGUCUGUUUUUCUUAACUGGUUACGGGUGUAUAUCCUUUUGUUUAAUUGUCUUAUACAUUAAAGUAUUCAAAUAGCUUUCAUAAACGGUGAGUGUCAGGGCCAUCUAGUGGAGAAGGUCUUUGUGUGUAAGAAACAGCUUCCAGAGUUCACAGAUAUCUAUAUAGAAGUUGUUAAAAUACAGAUUACAGAACAUAAUGUGUGCCAGAUACAGCUCUUGUAAUUAAGUGGUGGAGUUUCUUUGACAGAAAGUAAUGUUGAGGUAGGAUUCAUCUGUGGCUUGUUUGCUCAUUUGAGAUCUUGGAAGGGACAUGACAACAUCGACAGUCUCUUCAGGGCAGUUGGUGUACAGCUGGCUUCUAAUUGUUGUACAGCCAGCUUCUAAUUGUUGUACAACCAAACCACUGGGAGCCAGCACAAGCACCAAACUGCAGGUGCCUGAAAAUAGAAGCAAAAUAAAAUGCCAUAACCUGUAAUCUCAGUAAAAAGGGAGGCACAAAACAAAAAGAUCACAUACUGGAGUAGCUGCUUGCACUUUAUAAUCGCUUCAGAGAAAUCCAAAUUUGGAAAAGUUGUCUCUGCAUCUACAAACUAGUUUAUUUUUGCAAAUCAAACUAUUUUCAUAGAAUCAUGGAAUGGUAGGAGUUGGAAGGGACAUUUAGAGCUCAUCCAGUCCAACUCCUCUGCCAAAGCAGGUUCACCUAGAUCAGGUCACACAGGAACAUGUCCAGGUGGGUUUUGAAGACCUCCAAGGAAGGAGACUCCACAACCUCCCUGGGGAGCCUGUGCCAGGGCUCCCUCCAGUUUACUUCAGAUUAAUGAAAGGUUCUAGAUAUUUGCUGGUGAUUAACUGACUCAAAAUAUUUUUGUUGGAGUUCAUUAAUUAAGCUUUAAUUAAACUCCCCUUGGAUCUGGAUCUAAAAAUAGCAGUUUCAUAGUUGUUCUGAAUGAUAGUACAAAGAGAGGUAAAAACUGCUUUUUGUGUUUUAAAAUGCAGCUUUUUGGGGGGAAUCUUUGUACCUGGUGUACAAGAAAUAUAUGUAGAAACAAGGGAAGGCAUGUGAGAGCUCAAAGUAUCUGUGAGGGAUUUGACUACAGGAAUGGAUGAUGUGUAAAUUAUAUGCAAAGUGCUACUCUAGAGCUAUUAUCAAAACCAAAAUGAUUUUGAUUUGCCUGAGGAGAGAAAGAGUCUUUGCAGAUCAAGAGGUCAAUGCCUGAUUUGGAAAGUUGAUUUGUUGGCUAAUUUUCUUGUAUUGCUUUAAUUUUAUUUAUAACAAAAUAAUACUGCUAGAAUAAACUAUGAUAUAAAUAGAUAUGUAUAUACAUCUAUUUAAAGAUUGUAGCAACCAGGAUUUCAGACUGGUAUAUGCCAGGUUUAGGGCUGUUAGUCCUUGAAUUUAGCUCCAUAUGUAUAUACAUACUGAUGGGAGUCUCUUGUUCCACGAGUCUGUAUAUUUCUGAAUAUCUUCUGUUUCAUGUCUUGUAUGGGCCUGAUGGUGUUUAUUAAAUGAGGUGUGGUUGACAA